AUGGACGUCAGCUUCUUCGAAGAAUCCCCUCGCCUCAAAUCCAAUCAAAUCCUCCGCCAAGUGCAAAGCAUCCACACCGUGAGCGAGGACCUUAUCACCAAACUUCAAACAACCCUAGGCGAGGGUAAGUUCGUGGUCGACAAGUUUAAAGUGCGUCCCCAGGAAUGGCACGACUGGUACAAGUCCAAUCCCCGUUUGCAUGACAUUGUCGAAUACGACUCUCUCAAACAGUACAUGAUCAUCAAGGGCAAGCCGGGUCCAUUGCACGAUGCAGUCACCGCAACGUUCAAGAAAUUCUUUGACGAUCUACAGGACCUCAUGUACGGACUCAACAGACACCAAGCCCCCUCCAAGUCAAUCCAAGAAGUCCCCUUUCUAGCCCUAGAAAUCGGCAUCUGCGAAUCCACCAACAAACUCCUCCAAAACGCAGAACACCUCCUCACGCGCACUACAAACAAGAAAAACACCGUGAUAGUCGUCGACAUCCAGGAACGCCGCCCGCCCCCGAUCCGCAGCUUCAAGCAAUUCGAUCUUUCGGCGGACAACAUCAAGACCUUAGAAUUGCCACAGGUCACCGAUGCUAUCACGAAAUGGUACCAGCGCAGCAAGAACCCGCUCGUUGGAGAGUUUAGCGUUGGUGUGUACUUUUGUUACCCGGAGGGUGAGAUUGUUACUGUCUAUAAGGGUGAUUUACCGACGACUAGCCUCGAUAGCAUUGGAAAAGUCAGGAAGCCAAUCGGCAACGCGGCAGCCAUCCCAUAUGGCAGACUUCUGCCCGCGCUGCAGACGAAGCGCAAGAUUAUGUUUCCAGUGCCUGUGGAUGAGUUGCUGGGAGAGUUGCAAAAGACGCUUACUUUGGUGUUGCCGCAUUAUCGGGCUGAGCGGAAGGCGUUGGAGUUGAAGAAGAGGUUCGCGAAGAGGAGGGUUAGUAAAGUUUGA
Aspergillus ruber CBS 135680 is the source of this 939-nucleotide messenger RNA. RefSeq lists its product as uncharacterized. The record is from RefSeq and is a predicted model, not a curated record. The transcript has a single exon. NCBI's taxonomy places the organism in Eukaryota, Fungi, Ascomycota, Eurotiomycetes, Eurotiales, Aspergillaceae. Bases 1 to 939 code for a protein of 312 amino acids.